AUGAAGAAGUACAAAAUAAUGGUUGGAAUAUUCGGAAUUGAAUCAUUCACGACAUAUUUAAUAAAUAUAUUGCGUUCCAAACAUUUUUCGAUCACUGCCCUGUGGGACAAAGACUUGGCAACUGCCUCAAACCUGGCCCAGAAAUUGUCAAUUCCAUUCUACUCCGACGACUACGACGAAGUAAUAAUAAGAAAAGACAUUGAUCUAAUCAUAGUCUUCACUGCCCCUCACUUUCUAAUCCCCAUCUCAACCAGAGCAGUCAGUAUAGGCAAACACGUGAUUUGUAAUUUUUGUGCGAGUCCUGACCGACUGGAAAUGAGUGGUAUAAUGGAGGCAGGGGAGUACUACCCUCAACUACUCUCCAUGCCCUUCAAUCCCUACCGAUUUGACGACUCCAUCACUCUCCUCAGAGAUCACUUGGACGAUGUGGGGGACCCUCUUUAUAUUCGAGUCACCCUCAGUUGUCACACCUUUGUGAGUAAUUCUCGAUAUGACUGGAAAUGUGAGACAUCCAUGGGUGGAGGAGUCCUUAAUAUACAUGCUAGUCAUAUCAUCGAUAUUGUUGGCUAUAUUAUUGCCGGGAAACCUGUCAAAGUAUUCGGAAGUCUGUUGAGACAAAAAGUUGUCCAUUCUGACACGAUGGCGACGUUUGAGAUGGUUAUGGACACUGAUCUUCACGUUUUUGUCACAAUUUCUGCUUUUUUGGAGUCGAAAGUGUCAAAUCUGGAGUUUAUAGUUUCGGGGUCACGUGGGUAUUUAUCUCUUCGUGGAAAUAAUCUUUUCCGGUGGAUUUAUGGGGAAAGUGAAGAAACGUGUCUGAGCAGACGGUGUGUUCGAACUGACUCGGAAGAAUUCAAUUUGUGUUUAUCGAAUAUGACCAACUCUUUAUAUGACAUGUUUAUAUAUAAUGAAGAACAACGCAAAAUUACUUACCAGGCAAAUGAGAACAUUCCUAAUUUUAUUGAUAUGGGCAAUACUAGUGCUGUUAUCAACGCUAUUCGAAUGUCGGAUAAUACAAGACGUUUUCUCAAUGUGGAAUAUUGA
Molecule: messenger RNA, 1044 nt
Organism: Octopus sinensis (East Asian common octopus)
Lineage: Eukaryota; Metazoa; Mollusca; Cephalopoda; Octopoda; Octopodidae
Product: glucose-fructose oxidoreductase domain-containing protein 1-like
Exons: 1
Coding region: 1-1044 (347 amino acids)
Molecular function (GO): nucleotide binding
Source: RefSeq, a predicted model, not a curated record